CCGUUUGUUGUUUCUUGUGUCCUCGCAAGUAGACGUAACAUCCUCGCCUUAGUUUAUAAUUAGUUACUUUUCUAUGAGAGAUGAAUUGCCCAUUUGGCCAAAACAUCUUUCAUAAAGGAUCUACUCUUCUUGGUAAUAAACCGUCACUGAGAGAAGCUUACAUAGCGCCAUCUGAAUGCUAGUUUUAAAGUCAGGUUCAUAAUAAAUGUAUUUUGAAUAAACAAAGGUGGAAAAAGAAGACUACAGAAAGGAAAUUGAUUCUGAGAAUACCCAGGAAUUUUAGGAAACAAUAAUUUGAGAAAGUCUACAGGUUUUUUCUUUUGUCGCUAUUUAUUUUUCUGCUCUUAAAUAGACAUAAAUCUUAGUAUAAGAAGUUCAGAUAAGAUCUGUAUUACAGCAAAUAUACUAUAUGAGUCUGUUUAAGCCAUUAUAGUUGUAUGUGCAAAAUUUGCUGAGGUUAAGCCCUCUCCUUUCUGCUUUUUAACAAUGGUCACAUGAAACCUCUGCAAUGCUUCUACUACAGAAGUCAGUGCUGUGAAAGUAAAAGAGGCAUAUUGUGUCCAGUCCUCUGAAAUGCAUUCUUAUAGUAACAGUGAUGAGAGAAUGCAUAAAUUAGUAACAAGGUGAAUAGAGCAUUGGGAAGCCCUUUUACCGAUUGAUGAGAUGUGUUGAUACAUCAAAUGCCAUUUUUCAGCCUAUUUAACAAGUUCCUAAUAAACUCUUUUCUCUGCAAUGUACUAACGAGAUUGUUGAAUGGGAACUACAUUCUUGAGAGGCAUUUUCCAAAAAAAAAUACAUUACAUUGUUGUGCAUCUCUUUUUCAGAUGCUGGUAAUAAUUUUGUAACAUAACAUUUAUAUUUUGUUUCCUUGGUUGUCACUUUAUGUUUCAGAAAUUAGGUGAAAGUGUUCAGCAGCUUCUUCUAGCAAAAAUUGCAGUUUACUUGAUGACCUUUUUAAUAGUCACAGUGGCAUGGGCAGCUCAUGUAAGGUUGUUUCAAGUGAUAGAACAUAUAGAUGAUGUCCUGGCUCUUCUAAAUUUGGCUUGUAUGAUGAUCAUAACUUUCUUGCCAUAUACAUUUUCCUUAAUGGCCUCCUUUCCAGGGGUACCUUUUGGUAUCUUCCUGUUCAGUGUCUGUGCUGUUGUCAUUGGCCUUAUACAGGCUGUGAUAGUAGCAUAUGGAUUCUAUCACCCACACUUACUGAAUCAACAGAUACAGGAAUCUGAAAAUCAGAAUUUCUAUAAACGUCAUAUCUUAAAGAUUAUCCUGAGAGGACCAAUUUUAUGCUUUUUAGCAGCCAUCUUUUCUUUUUUCUUUAUUCCUUUGUCUUAUAUACUUCUUGGACUUGUAAUCAUUUUUCCACAUCUCACUCGGUUAAUUACAUGGUGUAAAAACAAAAUUCUUGGUCAGAGAUGUGAAGAGGAGGAACCUCAUAGCUUAGAAACGUUCACGUUUUACCUCAGUGAGCCUCUGAGUAAAGAACGAGUAGAAGCAUUCAGUGAUGGAGUCUAUGCCAUUGUAGCAACCCUGCUCAUUUUGGAUAUAUGCGAAGACAAUGUUCCUGACCCCAGAGAAGUUGAGGAGAAGUUCCAUGGCAGUCUUCUUGAAGCUUUAAGUGAAUAUGGGCCAAACUACCUUGCUUACUUUGGCUCAUUUGUUACAAUUGGUCUCCUGUGGUUUGUCCAUCACUCUCUUUUCCUUUAUGUAACGAAAGCUACCCGGUUAAUGGGACUGCUCAACAUACUUUCAUUGGCUUUCAUUGGUGGGCUUCCACUAGCUUACCAGCUGACCAGUGAAUUUGCAGAAAAGUCUCAUAAUGAAAUAGAAGCCAUUCAGGUCAGCUGUGUGAUCACUUUCUUUGCCAGCAUAUUUCAGUUUGCAAUAUGGACUACAGCCCUUCUCAAUGAAGAGGAAACUUUGCAUUCCUUUGCUAGAUAUGGUGGCAAGGAGCAUGCCUUCAUGUUUGCCAAGCUGGCUCUCUACCCUUGCGUAAGUCUGGGGGCCUUCUUUCUAACUUGCUUGUUAAGUGAAUUUAGCACUGCUAUUUUCCAUCUUAUGCAGAUUGUAAUCCCGUUUGCUUUUCUCGCCUUGCGCAUUUUUGUUAGAAUUUCUUUGACUGCCAUAAAGUCUGUGAUGUCUCUCUCCAGACGGAAGGUUGUAUUGUUAGAAGAAGAGGAGGCGUGUUUGUCUCCAAAUGAAACACUGUCCUAAAUUUCCGCAUAGCGCAUGUGAGGUUACGAGAUCAUAUUCAGCUCCUCUGACUUGCAUUAUAUUUGUGUGUGGAUUAUAUUGAUGUAAACCAAAGCCUGUAUUGACCAUAACUGGGGCAUAUUUAUGUUUAAGCUGGCCAUGCUCAAGACCCUUUCUCCAAAAUCUGCUAUUGAAAAUAUUGGAUAAAGAGGGGAUGCAAAGAAAAGCAUGUUCCCCUUCUUUUAGUAUUGCCUUACAGAAAAACGCUGCUUGACAUGUAACUGCAGCAAUGAUCGAUAAAGAGGUGUGCAGAAAUCCAGGAAAAUGGCAGCCAAACAGAGAGAAGUUGGUUGAGCUUCUAUGUAAGAGAAUGUGAGGAAUGGAAAGCACAGAGACAUCUGGAUUUCUGGAUGGUACAUAAUAGUAGAACAUGUAUGCGUACAAGUUACUGGUUUCUUUUUUUUUUUUUUUUCAAUGUUAAAAUUUUAAUGGUUUUUUUCAAUGGUCUGUUUGCAUAGUCACAAACAGGGGAUAGCAGUUGGAAAUCUAACUGUUUGAGUGGCUCUGUGUGAGUUUAGAUGGGAGUUGCAAUUGUGAUAGCAGUCUUCCAAGCCAUCUGAACGCAAGUUCUUCGGCCAUAUCUAUUCUUUUCUUAAAAGUGUGUAACAAAUGAGGAUUCAUGUGGCUUUGCAUCCAAGUUUCAACUAGCUUUGAUAUUUUCUGAGGGAAGAGAGCUCUGUGAUUAGACAGAAGGUUUUUUCUGUUCUGCAGAAGCUUCUUGUCUGAAGUGUUUUAAUUUCUCAGGCUUUUUGUGUCUGUUUUUUGUCUGGCAAUGGAACAUCCUUCUGUUACUCAGAAGGCAUGGUGUCAUAUUCAAGGAGAGUAUGAGACUGCAAUGUGUGAGAGUUCCACAUCAGGUAAGGGAGUUAAGCUUUCUCCUGAGCCGUGGACAACUAAGGGGUCCCACAGAUUUCUGAGUCUCAGGAAGACAGCAGAAGAAACUAACCCCUAGAAGUUCCUGUCCGUGAUAAUGUUGAAUUUUUUUUUUUACACUUACAUGUAGCUGGAUAAGUAUUGUACUUUUCAAAUAAUCUAAACUCUGGCUGCCCUAGAAGCCAUUACAUUUCCUUCUGGCAGAGUGAUUAAUUUGCAUCUUGAAUUAUCUUAGUGCCUGACAACUUUGAUGCCAUAAUUAAAGGCAUUUGGGGAAUUUUGUUCUUCAUCAUGAAAAAAAAAUGUGGCAAAAUAUGCCUGAAGAAAUUGCAGGUGAAAAACAAAUAUCUCGUUUCAGUUGAGAUCAGUCUUGAAAGCACUUGUGCUUUUGUUUUGAAGCACCUUGAUACCGAAUAUGUCAUUGUGAAUAUUACAUACUUCUCAUGAAGAGUAUGUUCAGCUAUUCAAGGGGAUUUAUACCUAGUUGUGGUUAAAUUACUUCCAUUGUGUUGUGUAUAGCAGUUUUUCUGAUACUUAAUAAAAGCACUUUUGGUUCUGUAUGGUUUUGUUUCUAAUGUGCAGCAGACACAUAGUAAGUAGUGAAUAUGUGUAUUUGUAAUAAAUUGAAAUCAGUGAA
Camarhynchus parvulus is the source of this 3760-nucleotide messenger RNA. It is a transcript of the gene TMEM175, whose product is annotated as transmembrane protein 175. Gene Ontology annotation, molecular function: potassium ion leak channel activity; proton channel activity. The coding region runs from base 883 to 2211 and encodes 442 amino acids. NCBI's taxonomy places the organism in Eukaryota, Metazoa, Chordata, Aves, Passeriformes, Thraupidae. The transcript is spliced from 8 exons. Gene Ontology annotation, cellular component: endosome; lysosome. The record is from RefSeq and is a predicted model, not a curated record.